Daldinia caldariorum is the source of this 519-nucleotide messenger RNA. Its product is annotated as Acireductone dioxygenase. The record is from RefSeq and is a predicted model, not a curated record. NCBI's taxonomy places the organism in Eukaryota, Fungi, Ascomycota, Sordariomycetes, Xylariales, Hypoxylaceae. Gene Ontology annotation, molecular function: acireductone dioxygenase [iron(II)-requiring] activity. The transcript has 3 exons. The coding region runs from base 1 to 519 and encodes 172 amino acids.
AUGCGAGCAUACUGGUACGAUAACGUUCCUGGCGACCAACGCUUACCGCAUGACUCGGGCAAAGAUGUAGACGCCGCCGCUCUGGAGAAGCUGGGCGUGCUCUACUUCCGGUACCCGGAGGUGUCGGCGGUGGACGAGCUGGCGAGCCAGCGCGGGUACAAGAACCGGGACGAGAUCACAGUGUCGCCGGAGAAGAUGGGCGACAUCUACGAGGAGAAGGUCAAGUCCUUCUUCCGCGAGCACCUGCACGAGGACGAGGAGAUCAGGUACAUCCGCGACGGCCAGGGGUACUUCGACGUCCGCAGCAAGGACGACGCCUGGGUCCGCAUCCAGCUCGAGAAGGACGACUUGAUCAUCCUGCCACCGGGCAUUUACCACCGGUUCACCACGGACGAGAGCAACUACAUUCAGGCUAUGCGCCUCUUCAAGGACGAGCCCAAGUGGACGCCGCUGAACAGGUCCAACGAACUGGACGAGAACGAGUAUCGCAAGCAGUAUGUUUCGCAGUACCUAAACUAA